UUAUUUUGAAUAAGCUGUAGACGAACUAGAGAAAAAUAUGUCUUCGGUGCAGCGAGCCUUUGCCCACAAAUUGAGUAAACAACAUGCUGCAGAUGUUCGUCGGCAAAUAGCUACGUCGACAUCUUAUUCUAGAGAAUUGUCAAAAAGUGGAAGUAAUUUUUCUGGAUUUUCUUCAACAAUGUCUCUUUGCGAAAUAGUUGAACCGCUAGAUUAUGAAGAAUUUUUAGCUCAACAUCAAACUCUAUUAGAACGAGAUCCUUUAAAAUUAAUUUUAGAUUUUCCUCCAAAUGAUGUUGAAUUAAAAGUAAUUAAGAGAAAAAUUUGCACAGAAGAACCAGUAGUUCCUUCAGAACCUAUUGAAUUAGUAUCACCGUAUGUGAAAAGGUGCAUUGACAGUUUUACUUCAGAUUGGGUAAUUGUGCACAGGAAAUUUAAAGGACGGGCUUCACCUAUAGCAAGAGAUCAAUUAGUCCAAGAAACACCAAGACAAGAUUUUGAAGUAGAUCAAGAGGAAGUAAAUGGUUCGAGUUCUCCAAACGAAGAUGAGUCGGAUCUUUCACAAUGCGGAUCACAAGAUACUUCACGUGGAUCAUGGGCAAGUUUGGAUCUUCGACAUUCUCAACACGAUCCUCUUCUGCCAAGUCUCCUUGAUCGAGUCUGCCCUGAAACGAUAGAUCAAGUGAAUGAGCAAAAGCGUUUGGAAGAUCGUCAAGAAGCUUUAUUUCCACUUUAUGCCUUACCAACAUCUUCGGAUGACGAGUGGCAGGAAAUUACUCUCGCGACAGAGCCUUUGGAACCUUUUUCUCACAAAAUCCUUAUAAAAUGUCUUCAAUUAAAAUUGGAAUUAGAAGUAGAACCUAUAUUUGCAAGUCUCGCUUUAUAUGAUGCAAAAGAGAAAAAAAAGGUUUCGGAAAACUUUUAUGUUGACAUGAACACAGAGAGUUUGAAAAGGAUGCUCGGAAGUCAUGUAGCAUACAGUGAUGGGAGUACCUUAGCAAGAAAUUGUAUCCUGAGCAUAAGUAAGCCAAGUACUGAUUUGUUUCUUGUGGUUCGAUUGGAGAAAGUAUUACAAGGAGAUAUUUCCGAAUGUGCAGAGCCUUAUUUGAGAGAUGAUAAAAAUAAAGACAAGGUAAGAGCUGCAGCUGUUGCAGCUUGUGACAGACUCGGUCGAUACCGGAUGCCACUUGCAUGGACUGCCAUUCAUCUUUCUGGAGUUAUUGGAGGUGGCGGAGAUACAGACAGUACCGGAAGUGCCGGAUCAUUAGAUAGAAAAUCCGUUAGUUUAGAACAGUGGCGCAAAAAAGUCGAUCCUCCAACGCGAAGAGGAUCUCUUGAGCGUCGUAGCUCUGACAAAAGACGAAGUUGGUCACCGGAUGAUUUUGCCAAUUGCUUGGAUAGUUUCAGGCCAAUAACAUUAACGGUAUCUAGUUUUUUUAAGCAAGAAAACGAAAGAUUACGAGACGAGGAUCUUUAUAAACUAUUGGUAGAAUUAAAAAGGCCAGGCUCAAAUUUGAAGAGAUUAAAGUGCCUACCUGGGAUUUUGAAAUUAGAUAUAAGUCCACGGCCCGAAGAAUUGCCGCGAUGUUUAGAUCCCGAUUUACGCAGAUUAUCGCCUUAUCCCGAUGAAAAGAGUCGUCCGAUUAAAGAAAUAUUGGAAUUUCCAAGUGAAAUUAUAUCACCAGAUCUUACUUACCGCAACCUACUCUACGUUUAUCCCAAAGAAGUAAACUUUAGUUCUAGAACGGGUUCAGCUCGGAAUAUCGCCGUGCGCGUUCAAUUAAUGGGCGGCGAGCAAGAAAGCGAGGCUAUGACUGCCAUAUUUGGAAAAUCUUCGUGCCCCGAAAUGACGCACGAGUCUUUCACAUCCGUCACAUAUCAUAAUAAAAAUCCUAAUUUUUACGAUGAAAUAAAAAUACGAAUGCCAGCAGAUUUGAGUGCUAGGCACCAUCUACUUUUUACCUUUUAUCAUAUAAGCUGUCAGAAGAAAGUGGAGCAGCCAAAUGUUGAAACACCUGUAGCUUACACCUGGCUACCGUUAUUAAGAGAUGGGCAUCUUCAAUCAGGAGAAUUUAGUUUACCAGCAAUGCUAGAUCCUCCACCGGCCAAUUAUUCAUACAUCGCGCCAGAUGUUCUUCUUCCCGGUACUCGAUGGGUCGACGCUCACAGGGGUGUUUUUACACUUGUACUCGAACCUGUCUCUAGUGUACAUCCUCAAGAUAAAUAUAUUGACAGAUUUUUAUCGCUCUGCGGUGCGUUAGAAUUGGGCCAAGUGCCUCCUCGUAUCGGCGAGGCUGGUAUGGAAUCCGAACUGAAGGCCGCCCUCCUCGAGUUGGCCCGGACUUCCCAAGUCACGCUCAUCCGAUCGCUGCCCCAAAUAUUCGAUCAAUUGGUAUCGUUGCUGGUGCGACCGCCGACACUACCGUCACAGCCACUCAACGUGGCGGCAACCGUUUUCGAGGCAAUCGGUCUUCUCGUGCGCAACAUCACCAACAUGCAGGACAGCCAAGUCGACAGUCACGGCAGGCAUCCGCUGCUCACCACCUAUACGGCCUACCAGUGCUCGCUGCCGCGGAUGACUCAGGGUUCGGGGGUCGCGCGUGCCCAAAGCAAUCCGGAUCUGCCCAUCGAGGAUCUCGAGAUGGAGAUUCAUUCCCGAGGUCUUGAUCGCACUGCCUCCAUGAGGCACGAUCCCAUGCACACUAACAAUCAUUGUAUCCCCUCGACGCACAGGAUACUUCACGAAGAGCUGGCAUUGCAUUGGGUGGUAUCAACCGGACAGGCCCGCGAACUCGCAAUAACCCACUCCUGGUUCUUUCUCGAGCUAAUCGUACGCUCGAUGGUCGUCACCAUAGCCGAAUUUAAUCUCCUCGAGUCGGCGCGCAAGAAUCGCUUCUCGCCGCAGUUCUGCGACGAUCUGUCGACCCUCGUCGCCGCACUCACGAGCGAGAUAAUUAACCGCUGCGGUAAGGAUAACCGUGUAGCUUCGAAUCUCACCUCGAGCCUUGGCAACUUCCUCUCGGAUCUAUUCUCCGUGAUGGAUCGCGGCUUGGUCUUGUCGCUCCUUAGGACUAGCUGCUGUUCACUCGCCGACGCUUCCAUGCAGGUACCUGACUCCGUGGGUCUCUUCGGCCUCAAGAUCGAUCUUGUGCGCACCGUCUGCUCGCACGAGCACUACGUUGCGCUGAAUCUGCCCUUCGGCACGGGCUACACCUCGGGCUCGGCGCCGACUUCUCCCAGCCCUUCUACCGGUAGCUCUGGCUCCCUCAUCUCGACCCUCGUUCCAGCGGAACGCGCGAGGUUCGCCGAGCUGAGCCCGGAGUUCCGGCAGCAGCACUUUCUCGUUGGGCUCGUGCUACUUGAUCUAUCCAACACCCUCGAGAUACCAAACCCCAUUCUGCAGAAUAAGGCAAUCGGCACGGUGCGCUACCUGAUGAGCUGCCACGACGCGGACCCGCGCUAUGCGGAACCCGCGGCUAAGGCUCGGGUGGCCGCCCUCUACCUACCGCUCCUUAAUAUCCUCAUGGACGCGCUGCCCCAGUUGUACCACUGGGACUCGAAAGAGCGCAGCGUCUUCACGGACGAGACGGGCUCGAUAACGCAAUCGGUCGCCUUGGCGAUAGCCGGCGGAGCCGCGGCCGAGGUAGCCGGAAGCCAGUGUCGCGUGUCGCUGAGCUCGGAGGCAACCCGCCACCUCCUCAUGUGCGUACUCUGGCUCAUGAAGUCACUCGAGAAGUCCGCGGUGGCCCAGUGGAUUUCCGAGCUGAGCAGCAGGCGCAUCCUCUGCAUCCUCCAGCUGCUGAAUAUCGCCACCGCUGCCUUCGAGUACAAGGGCAAAAAGGCGCUGAAGCGGCUGCCUUCACAGGCGACCGCCACGAGUGACAUCAGGUCCCGUCUCGAGGACGUCAUUCUCGGCCAGGGGAGCGCCAGGAGCGAGAUGAUGAUGAGGCGGAAGGAACGAGCGAGUGGGGACAGGCUCAGGUGGAGAAAGGACCAGAUGUCGUAUCGGCUCACCGAGCAGCCGGAGGGUCGAGUCGUCGAGCAGGAUGCCCACAUCGAGGGUGCAUUGGCAGCCGAGGCUUCCCUCGUCGUUCUCGACACCCUCGAGACCAUCGUCCAAGCCGACGGUGGCGGAGGUGUCGUCGUCGGCGGUGUACUGAAGGUAUUGCUGAGAGCUUUGGCGAGGAACCAAAGCACUUUGGUGCUGCAGCACAUGUUCAAUACUCAGCGGGCACUGGUCUUUAAGUACCACAGUGCCCUCUUCGACGAAGAGGAGAGCGAGAGAUGCGGCGACCUCUGCUUGACGCUCCUGACGAGAUGCAGCUCGCCGUUAAGUGCCGUUCGUAGUCACGCCGCUGCCAGCUUGUAUUUGCUCAUGAGGCAAAACUUCGAAAUUGGCAAUAAUUUUGCACGAGUGAAGAUGCAAGUGACGACUUCGCUCUCUGCGCUCGUCGGUCGCGGUAGAGCACCCAAUGAGGGCGCGUUGCGUCGAUCUCUCAAGACGGUCCUGGUUUACGCCGAAAAGGAUACGGAAUUGGCGGACACGAGUUUCCCGGAGCAGGUCAAAGAUCUACUCUUCAAUCUCCACAUGAUACUCUCGGACACAGUGAAGAUGAAAGAAUUUCAAGAGGAUCCAGAAAUGCUUCUCGAUCUAAUGUACAGGAUUGCCAAAGGGUACCAGGGCUCACCGGAUCUGCGGCUCACGUGGCUGGCGAACAUGGCGCAGCAGCACAUGGAGCGCAAGAAUCAUACCGAGGCGGCCAUGUGCCUCGUGCACAGUGCCGCCCUCGUCGCGGAAUACCUCCACCUGCUGGAGCCCGGGGGCGGUGGCCGACCGAUUGGCGCCGUUGCUCUCAGUCCCAUAUCUCCGAAUGCCUUCGAGGAGAGUGCCGUCGGCGACGACGUUCUCGCCAGAAGGGAGGAGGGCCUCUGUCUCGGGCCGGACUUCUCGGAGAGCGGCCUGGCCGGGCUUCUCGAGCAUGCCGCGAGUUCCUUCCAUGCAGCCGGCAUGUACGAGGUCAUACCCGACGUAUACAGGGUCCUACUGCCGAUAGCCGAGGCCGCGCACGAUUAUAAGAAGCUGGCCAACAUUCACGGGAAACUGCACGAAGCUUACACUAGAAUCGAGCAACUCGCGGGCAAGAGGGUUUUCGGGACGUACUUUAGAGUCGGAUUUUAUGGUACGAGAUUCGGUGACCUCAAUGGGGAAGAAUUUAUAUAUAAGGAGCCAACCUUGACAAAACUGCCCGAGAUCUUUUCGAGGCUGGAAAACUUUUAUGCCGAACGGUUUGGCUCUGAGAAUGUCGUUAUCAUCAAAGACUCGAAUCCAGUCGAUGCGAGUAAGCUCGAAGUGGACAAGGCAUUCGUACAAAUUACUUAUGUCGAGCCUUACUUCGAGGCUUACGAAUUAAGGCACCGAUCCACCGUUUUUCACAAGAAUUUCAAUAUAAAGCGGUUUAUGUACGCGACGCCAUUUACACCUGGAGGUAAAGCUCACGGCGAAUUACGCGAGCAAUGCAAACGUAAAACUAUAUUGACAGUGGCAACGCAUUUUCCAUAUUUGAAGACGAGGAUACGAGUUGUGGCAAGGAAACAGAUAGUACUCAGUCCAAUUGAGGUGGCGAUCGAAGAUAUUCAAAAGAAAACGACCGAGCUUGCCGCAGCUACGGUCCAAGAACCAUCCGAUGCUAAAAUGUUACAAAUGGUAUUGCAGGGCUGUAUAGGUACAACUGUAAAUCAAGGUCCCGCGGAAGUUGCUAAUGUAUUUUUAUCGGGAUUGAGAGACCAAAGUAAUCAGCCUUCUAAGUUACAGCACAAGUUGCGCCUCUGCUUUAAAGACUUUUCAAAAAAAUGCCUCGACGCGCUACGAAAAAAUAAAAAUUUGAUUGGACCGGAUCAGCGAGAUUAUCAGCGUGAACUCGAAAGGAAUUAUCAGAGGUUCACGGAGAGAUUAGCACCAUUGAUCGCUUGGAGUGGCCAUUUGCAGCUAGUCAAUUAAGAGUCAAAACAACACGGCCCAACUCAAAAGUAAAGGACAAUGUAAUAGCAAUAGAGACGUAUCCCAAAGAACAGCUUAUAACAAGCACUUGAGUAUAUCCAUACGAGUCUUUAAUUCCAGUCAUAAUUAAGUAUUUCUAAU
Messenger RNA from Ceratosolen solmsi marchali, 6136 nucleotides. RefSeq names its product dedicator of cytokinesis (gene Zir). Lineage: Eukaryota; Metazoa; Arthropoda; Insecta; Hymenoptera; Agaonidae. Gene Ontology annotation, molecular function: guanyl-nucleotide exchange factor activity. The transcript is spliced from 21 exons. The coding region runs from base 38 to 5995 and encodes 1985 amino acids. The record is from RefSeq and is a predicted model, not a curated record. Gene Ontology annotation, biological process: positive regulation of GTPase activity; small GTPase-mediated signal transduction.